Molecule: messenger RNA, 351 nt
Organism: Fukomys damarensis (Damara mole-rat)
Lineage: Eukaryota; Metazoa; Chordata; Mammalia; Rodentia; Bathyergidae
Product: LLLL and CFNLAS motif-containing protein 1-like
Exons: 3
Coding region: 1-351 (116 amino acids)
Biological process (GO): fusion of sperm to egg plasma membrane involved in single fertilization
Source: RefSeq, a predicted model, not a curated record
AUGGGUGUAGAGGGCUAUUACUUUGGAGGGCCCAGGACUUCCCUGGGCUUGCAGCCCCACAGGGCAGCAUUCCUGGCUGCCAUUCUGCUGCUGCAGAUGAAGGGGGCAAAGACUCAGAAGGGCAGCAGAGGCCCAGAGAACAGGGACCUAGAAGAGAAAACGCCCCCUGAAGAGCAGGGCCAAGAGCAGUAUGAAGAGCACUUCAUGGCCUCCUCGGUGGGUGAGAAGUGGCAGGUGGUGGACAUGGUCCAGCAAGAGGAGGACUUCAUCUCCGAGGCAGCAGCUGUCCAAGACCGCCGUUUUUAUUUCGCUCUCUGCUUUAACCUGGCCAGCAUCAUGGCUUUUUUAUGA